Messenger RNA from Juglans regia (Persian walnut), 829 nucleotides. RefSeq names its product protein NUCLEAR FUSION DEFECTIVE 6, mitochondrial-like. The coding region runs from base 101 to 403 and encodes 100 amino acids. Lineage: Eukaryota; Viridiplantae; Streptophyta; Magnoliopsida; Fagales; Juglandaceae. Gene Ontology annotation, cellular component: mitochondrion. The transcript has 4 exons. The record is from RefSeq and is a predicted model, not a curated record.
GAAAUACGCAUUCACUGGCGUGGGACUUCUAAACCCCCCAAAAACGCAAAACCCUUAAAACAAAACGAAGCCCCUCAUAGUCCCUAUCCAACCCAAAGCCAUGUCAUCCGCCGCCGCCGCCACAGCCGUCAGGUCCGUCCUUCGCUCCGCCUCGUCCCGAACCACCGCAGCAGCGAGGCUCACCGCUGGCGCUGGAGCCAGAGCCAGACCCACGUGCUCACCAUUUCGCAUCCCCAAACAAAACCCUCUCGCACAUCGCAUUUUCAGAUCGCCUGUGGAGAUGAGCUUCUGUGUAGAAACGCUGCUUCCGUAUCACACCGCCACUGCUUCCGCAUUACUCAACUCCAUGCUCUCCGUCUCUCGCUACGGUUGGACCCCUGAAGGGCAAGAGAAGACUAGAUGAAGAUCAAGCAUCAAAUAUGGAUUUCCUUGGAUUUGUUUUUGUUCUGUACUUUGAAAGUAUUGGUGAAUGUCAUCUUCGGUAGAUUUUAUUGCAAUGAUGAUGUAUGAUGAACGUCAGAGGGUUCGAGCAAAGUUUUAUGUACAUGCACUCUAAGACAAGGUGGUGAAAUAAAGCAUUUUUAGUAGGGAUUCUAGAUGUUUCUUGCCUGUUUACAAAGCCAGCCAAGGUGUUGAAGGAAAAUUUUAAUAACUCCAGUAGGCAGUAACUGAAUUCAUAAUUGUGUGCUUACAAAAUGAUGUUUCUAUAUAAAGAAGUUGGAUCCAUUUGGGUAUGACAAUGAUGAUAGUAAUGCUCCCUCAUCAAGUAGUUCCUUCAUCUUUAUGAUUGCAAUUCGAUAUGCUUCUUGCCUUCUGCUUUCCAUUUCAA